Molecule: messenger RNA, 1610 nt
Organism: Eremomyces bilateralis CBS 781.70
Lineage: Eukaryota; Fungi; Ascomycota; Dothideomycetes; Eremomycetales; Eremomycetaceae
Exons: 1
Coding region: 173-1420 (415 amino acids)
Source: RefSeq, a predicted model, not a curated record
UGUUUCGGAGAGGACGAACUCAACAUCCUGUCGAAUCUAGUCUAUCCUGACCUCUAGUGCGUGUUUACGCGGUAUGAAGGCUUUUAUCAUCAUUGAUGAUCCAUUGACGGGGUGUCGCCAACGGUUUCCUCCUGUCGCAUAACGCUGCUUCACUACCAUCGCUUCUCACGUUAUGCUCCGCCGAGUCCUAUCCUCGAAAUUGCACCCACAGCUUCCCCUGAAUCGACAAGACCUGCAGAAGCUGCUUGACCAAGUGUCAACGUCUUUCCGUGUACACCUCGACCGCGUCCACGGCGAACCGGCUCCGCGGCCUCGACUAGUUGACUCGGCAGUUGCCACCACCGCUCCCCCUCGCGACAACCACGUUUCUGCUCGACAAGCCGCUGCGACACACGUAACGGCUGUCCUUUCGAAUCCUUUAUUCUCAACAUCUCCGCUUCCGACGAAACCAGCUUCCAGUGUCCCGAAUGAUUCCCAUAACGUUCGAUCGGUUCGAGCGGUUCUCCAACACCCCCUCGAAUGGCUUGAGAAACAAAUCGCCAGCGGGUCUGGCACGGUCGUGCAAGUACAAGCUUGCCUAGAAUCUCUCCUUCGAGCGUCGAAAGAUAAUGAGUCUCAUGAGGCGCCGGAGGUUCUUCACGUUCAGCAGCGUCAGGCAGCGAGAACCAUCAUGAACUGGAUUUGGUCUACGAACCAAUUAGGCAAUGAGGAAUUUUUACGAAACGAAAGAUUCGCGCGGCAGCUGGCCUCCUUUCUGGGGUCUACCAAUCAUCAUGAUGUUGUAAUGCGAUGGAUAAAAGUGCCGUCGCAAAACGCCACAGACAGCAGUGCUCGAAUUCAGCGACGAUGGAAUGGGGCUCUCACUGCCGGCCUGAUCUUUCAUGAGAUUUCCGACGAUCCAUCGGGAGGUACGGCGCUCACACUGUUUAACCGUGCUGUGUCCAUCAUGGCUGCAGAGGGGAAAUUUUGUUCAGGAUUUCAACCUGCUGCAAACAUUCUCUUACGGCAUUUUGCAUUUAGCCAAAACCCGACCAAAGAGGAUUCACUCGAGUAUGACGGAUUCAUUUCCAAUAUUUCGCGCACAUUCCGAAGACCCGAGCUGAACAAAGCCCUUCUGAUGCUACUUCAUCCUACCCACCCGGAUUUGGAGGCGGGUAAAGCCUUUCUGCUGAACCUUGAUGGGAAGGCUUCCGACCUCAUGAAGCACAAUGCUAUGGAGAAGGAAAAGGCAGCAGCACUAAGUUUGGGGGUCGCAACGCUGCUCCUUCACCAGAAACGUUACGACGAAGCUUCAUCCAUACUUGACAUCGCAAAGAGUCUUGUACAGAUUGACAGGGAUGAUGUUGGGCAGGAAUUGCCAAAUAUGGGGAUCCUCGACGCGCUCUUGGACCGCAAAGGAGGACUCGAUCCUGUACAUUAGCAAGGCUGAAGAUCGAAGAUCCAGCUUCAAGGAUGGCAUGGGAAAGUCUAGCAAGUAGCAUUAUCCAUGAUUUGGGCAGUUGGCUACGAAGAUUGAUGCUCUGCUAUGAACAUCUGUGUAUAAUAAAUCACCUGUGCAAAGUAUCUCGAGGACAGACACCAUUCAGCGGAAUUAAAAUGAUCAAGUGACA